Trypanosoma theileri is the source of this 963-nucleotide messenger RNA. Its product is annotated as putative titin-like. The transcript has a single exon. The annotation marks the transcript as partial. The record is from RefSeq and is a predicted model, not a curated record. Lineage: Eukaryota; Euglenozoa; Kinetoplastea; Trypanosomatida; Trypanosomatidae.
AUGGUAAUGAUGCGCUACGUGCUGUGUAUCCUCGCUCUCCUGCUCUCAUGUGCGUGUGUGCACGUCCUCGCUGAAGAAGUGCCUGCCGCCGAUCUUUCCGACCAAGUCCCUGAUACGGAGAGUGAGACAAAGAUUACUUGUCCUGAAGGUGGUGCUGAAGGUCCUGUACUUCCUGAAGGUACUACUGAAUGUCCUCAUAAAAAGCCCGAGGUUCCUCCUCCAAAAGUACCUGAAGUACCAAAAGAAGUGGUUCCUGAGAAAAAAGUACCGCUUGUUCCUCCCAAAAAACCUGAAGUUCCUCCUGUUACUGUACCUGAGGCUCCAAAAGAAGUGGUUCCUGAGAAAAAAGUACCUGUUAUUGAUGAUGGCAAUUGCCCUGAAGGUACUCCACGUCGUGAAGAUAAGAAAUGUCCUCAAAAGAAAGAAGUUCUUCUUGAAAAAGUACGUGAAGAUGAAGGUCAACGUGGAGAUAAUGGUGUUUCUGGUCCUCGUGACGGAACUGCUGAAACGGGUGACGCAGGUGUUCAUGGUCAAGUGGGUGGGACCGGCUCUUCCGGUUCUUCUGCUGGUGCUUCUGGUAAUGAUGUUAUUCCAGCACCUACUGAACCUACUGGACCUAGGGCAGAUCCCACUGAAGCUGAUCCUGCGGGUGAAGUGCAAACUGAAGGUGACGGCAACAAUACAGGAGGUGAAACUGCUGAUAUCCAAGGAAAUGGAGCACCACAAACUUCUUCUUCUCCCAACAAUACAACAACGGGGAGUGCCGGAACUGCUGAUACUGAAACUACCCGUACAGAGAACGGAACUCUAUCUUCGGACAGUAAAUCAUCAAAUACCCAAGAAGGUGUUGAAGGAAAUACACAUACAACCACCACAACGACAACACUUCCUCCUGAACUCACAAACAACAAGAAGGGUGAUGCAGACAGCAGCAGCAGUAUCAGCAGUUCUGUGUGGGUGCGU